AUGACCCUGUCUGGAGGCAGCGAACGAGCCAGCGACAUGUCCGGCCAAACUGUGCUCACGGCGGAGGACGUGGACAUCGACGUGGUGGGCGAGGGAGACGAGGAGGGCAUGGAGAGGGUGGACAGCGACUGCGACAGCCCGGUGGGAGGCAUCCUGCGAGACCUCCGGGGAGACGAGGAGGAGGAGGAUGAUGAGAUCGAGGUGGAGAAGGAGGAGACCGGGUCCGGCGGAGGGAGCAGUCCGUGCUGCGAGAGCUCCGGGGAGGGAGAGACAGGCACCGGGAAGGGAGAGGGUCAAGAGCAGGGUGCGACGGGAGGCGGGGUCCAGAAACCCAAAAACAGCCUGGUGAAGCCGCCGUACUCCUACAUCGCCCUCAUCACCAUGUCCAUCCUCCAGAGCCCGCAGAAGAAGCUCACCCUCAGCGGGAUCUGCGAGUUCAUCAGCAGCCGCUUCCCGUACUACCGGGAGAAGUUCCCGGCGUGGCAGAACUCCAUUCGCCACAACUUGUCCCUCAACGACUGCUUUGUGAAGAUCCCCCGGGAGCCCGGAAACCCAGGAAAGGGCAACUACUGGACCCUGGAUCCGGCCUCGGAGGACAUGUUCGACAACGGCAGCUUCCUCAGGAGGAGGAAAAGGUUCAAGAGAGUUCAGCCGGACAUGCUCAGGGACCAGACCGCUCUCAUGAUGCAAAGUUUCGGCGCGUACAGCCUCGGUGGGCCCUACGGGAGGCACUACGGGAUCCACCCGGCGUACACCCACCCGGCAGCCCUGCAGUACCCGUACAUCCCCCCGGUGGGACACAUGCUGCCCCCGGGCGUCCCGCUGCUGUCCUCGGCGGAGCUGAACAGGAAAGCUUUCAACUCGCAGCUCAGCCCGAGUCUCCAGCUCCAGCUCAACAGUCUGAGCACCGCGUCCAUGAUUAAGUCGGAGCCGUCGAGCAGACCGUCCUUCAGCAUCGAGAACAUCAUCGGGGUCUCCAGCGCCUCCUCGGUCUCACCAGCUUUCCUGCGGCCUCCGGUGACCGUCCAGUCGGCCCUGCUGAGCGCUCAGUCUCUGUCUCUGAGCCGGACCUCCGCCGCUAUCGCCCCCAUGCUCAGCGUGCCGUCAAACAUGCUUUCUGGACACGUUUUACCCUCAGCGGCGGCUGUGUCCAAAUGGCCUUCACAUUGA
Molecule: messenger RNA, 1170 nt
Organism: Anoplopoma fimbria (sablefish)
Lineage: Eukaryota; Metazoa; Chordata; Actinopteri; Perciformes; Anoplopomatidae
Gene: foxd3
Product: forkhead box D3
Biological process (GO): cell differentiation; anatomical structure morphogenesis; regulation of transcription by RNA polymerase II
Molecular function (GO): DNA-binding transcription factor activity, RNA polymerase II-specific; RNA polymerase II cis-regulatory region sequence-specific DNA binding
Source: RefSeq, a predicted model, not a curated record